UAAACAAUAGAGAAUACGGAGGGCAAGUUUGAAGUUGUGCUGCAGGUUUUUUCCUGACUGCGCUGAGAAGGAGACAACAGGUGGCUGGGAAAGGCUGAUGAGAAAAGGAAACACUCAUCAUACUGAAUGGGACCUUCACCAAAUCUCAGUACAUCACGUCCAGGACGCUGAGACUGCAGAAGAAGAGAAGCGUUUUGUAGACAAUGUGCUGCAGAUGCCCAACUCUGUUCAGGAUACAAUGAAGCGCCUAGGCUCUAACACAGAGGAUCGCUCACGCAUCCCUGCUGCCCUCUCCUGUCUAAAGAGUCCUACAGAAACAGGUGGAGAUGUGAGGUCUGAAUCCCAGCAGCAUAUUGAUGUCUUCCCUGCCAUCACUCCUUCCACCAAAAAGCAGCCUACAAUUAAGCACGGCCGAUCCAUCUCCAUAUCCGUGGUUCCGUGUUCGGGUGACAACCAACCUCACAUAUCUACUGAGGAAAUGGUAGACGCCUUCUCAUCGGAGCUGAGCACCGCCUCCAGAAUUCGAUCUUCCAAGAUGCAAACAACCAAAAGUGCCCAUACACUGCCGCGGCAUUCCCAUAAACUACUGCAGCUCCUGCCCAUUUCCAUUGGACCAACACGAAGCAAGAGUCAUGAGUUACAAGUGGUGAACUACACUGAAGAGCCUGCAAACCAAAAGGUCAAUAGGAAGAAGGCGCUGGCUUCUAUCCACCUCAAUGGAAAGAGUCUCGAUGAUUUAAAUCUACAUUCAUCCCCGCUGUCUGCCCCCACACACGGCCCUGUCCCUGCCUCAGCCCCAUACACGAUGACUGCCGCUCCCACAUCCCUGGACAACCUUGCAGUGCACAGGAGUUCACCUCAGACAGUGAAGCGAGAUAUUGGCUUGGCUGUUACACACAGGUUUUCAACAAAAUCGUGGCUCUCACAGAUAUGCCAAGUGUGUGGCAAGAACAUGAUCUUUGGUGUAAAGUGUAAACACUGCAAAUUAAAGUGUCACAACAAAUGUACCAAAGAUGCUCCCUCUUGUCGGAUAUCAUUUCUCACAUUGCCAAAUAUGCGAAGGGCAGAAUCAGUGCCGUCUGAUAUCCAUAAUCGUAUUGAUCAAAAAGCCAAGCUCCCACUGCAGUUUGGCACAUUACCAAAGGCAAUAACCAAAAAGGAGCCUCCUGUCCAGCUGGACUCCAGUAGUAACCCAUCAUCAGCUACCUCCUCCACACCUUCCUCUCCAGCACGUUCCCAGCAGAGUAACCCACCCAGUGUGGGUGCCACACCCCCACUCAACACGUCUCCACAAGGUUCCCAGGGCAACAACUUCCACUUCCCAGCAGAUGUUGCUGAUUCCAAAAAUUCCAAUAGUCAACAGUCUGACAGCUCCAACGACUCUGGAGUAUCACAGACAGCUAUUACUGAGACGCAAGUAAAAGCAGCUGAACAAGACCAGAGAGCAGAGGAGAAUCAUCCUGCUUGCCAAGUCAAGAGCUUCUCCAAUGAGGACUUUGAUGAAGAUGGGCUGGAAGACCUCCCCUCGUCUAUCUGUCGUCGUCGGACUGUUGGCCGCUGGAGGGGGGGCAUCGACCGUAAAGCCAGUCAGACCAGUGUUUACCUGCAGGAAUGGGACAUCCCAUAUGAGGAACUGCAACUCGGAGAGCUUGUAGGAAAGGGUCGUUGGGGGAAGGUGUUCAGGGGUCGCUGGCACGGUGAGGUAGCCAUUCGCCUUGUGGAGGUCGAUGGCAAUAACCAGGAGCACCUGAAGCUUUUUAAGAAGGAGGUGAUGAACUACAGGCAAACCAGACAUGAAAAUGUCAUCUUGUUCAUGGGGGCCUGCAUGGCCCCGCCCCACCUUGCUAUUGUCACCAGUUUCUGUAAAGGGGUGCCUUUAUACUCUUUUGUAAGAGAAAGAGGUCAUUUGUUGGAUAUAAAUAAUACCAGACAGAUUGCACAAGAAAUUGUAAAGGGAAUGGGCUAUCUGCAUGCAAAAGGCAUCAUUCACAAAGAUCUGAAGUCCAAGAAUGUUUUCUAUGACUCCAACAGAGUAGUUAUAACAGAUUUUGGUCUGUUUGGGAUGGCCGGUGUGGUAGAAGAAGGAAGAAGAAAGAGUGUGUUGAAAAUACCCCAAGGAUGGAUCAACUACCUGUCCCCAGAGAUUGUGCACGUGAUGAGCCCAGACGUUGCUGAGGACCAGCUGCCGUUCUCGAAAGCUGCCGAUGUUUAUGCUUUUGGUACAAUCUGGUAUGAGCUGCAUGCUAGAGAUUGGCCAAUCACCAACCAUCCCGUGGAAGCCAAAAUCUGGUUAGUGGGUAGCAAUGAGGGCAUGAAGAGGGUGCAGACAGAUGCCAACCUGGGCAAGGAAGUUAUGGAGAUCUUUUCUGCCUGCUGGUCAUUUGAAAUAGAUGACAGGCCGACCUUCACCCAGCUGGCGAGUAUGUUGGACAGGCUGCCGAAACUGAACCGCCGACUGUCCCACCCUGGACACUUCUAGAAGUCUCUUGAGUCAGUAUGAUAGAAAUUGGGGGUCCAACCAACAAUCAACUUCACUCACAGUGAUACACAAAAAGGAAGCUUGAAACGACAGCAAAUAAACCAACAUGACAAGAACCAGAUUGAUACGUAAAUCACUCGACGGAGUUCUUCACAGUAUCUAUCAGUAUCUAUCCACUGUGAUCUGCUUGGGAAAGGAGGGACAAUUGAGUACAAUACUUCAAGCUGAUUGGGUGAUGUGGCAAUCUGUGCAGCCUGUGCAGCCUAUCAAACUUUUGUUUUGACCAAUCAAAAACCAGAAUCAGGGAGUUAAAGAAGCACAACCUUCCAAAAAGAAAGUGUGAGUAACUCUGCAGAAACAGAAUUAAUCGCAGCAUCCAUGCAUUCGUCCACCGGUGUCACCAGUGUGGUUGGUUCAUUGGUUUUCCCCGGCUCAGCGCUUCUUGUUUUUGGCGCAGAAACUUAUCUUGACCCUAAAUACAUUUUUGCUUUGUGAUUGGUUCGGUCAUUCAGUUGUGCGAGCCUGGGACAAGAUGGAUUCUUGUGUUUUUGUAAACUCACAAAUACCGUGAGAAUUCAGCUUGUAAACAAGGUUAGAAAUUAACUGCCCAAAACAUGAUUUUGCAGAUUGAUGAAGUUGUUUUGCAAUGUAUCAGGAAUGUACAGGAAGUGACUUUGCUGUGACUGUUAAGUUUGUACUUUUCAGAAGUUACGUAAAUCUCCCUUUUAAUUUUUCUCUCUUCAUUUUGUGAUGUCCUAAUCCAUGUUCUCCUGCUGUACCUGAUCACCAUGUUCAGGAUUUUGAAUCCCAAUAUUUCUCUUUCUUCUAUACGCCUCUGUUUAAAGCUGUUAUUAUGUUCAUGUAUAUCCUCUCAUUUCCACUCCAAUGGUGGACCAUGGGAUCAUUAUCAUCGCUCAUCCUCCUCUCAGACAAUAAACAAUAAUACUGUACAUAGUAUUGGUAUGUAGUGUAUAUAAUAAUAAAUACUUUACUAUUAAUGUAUUAAGCACUGGGUGCUCACUUAUGUUUUUUAGAUCAUUCAAAUGUAACGGUUUGAUACUUAUUAUGCAGUAAUGCAGUAAAUACCCUACAGCACAAACUGAGGCUGACUUUCUUACACAAGAGUUUGAAAGGUCUUUAAAGAUACCAAUCUAAAUGUCUAUUCCCUUGCUUUUGAAAACACAUCUGUAACACUGUGACAUAUAAUCAAAUUAGCAACAUUUAUUUAAAAUUGUUUCCAGAAGUCAAUUCAAUUUAACAUUUGACCAAUUCUGCAUUUUUAUCACACAAUAUGUGCGUGUUCACUCAUUUAUUUUCGUUUAUUUUUAAGAUCCCCUUGAAAGACAAAGUUUACAGGAGAAAAUAAGAUACCUUUGCAUAUUUCAAUCAAUUCUCAGAAUAUCUACAGGAGAGUGUAACUUAACAUCCCCCUUGAGAGGUUAUAUUAAUAUGUAUAAUAAAUUAAAAACGGAAUUAACAUUAAGACUUUAGUGACAUAAUUGUCAUAGUUUCUGCAAUUCAAAUUUUGCUUUUUUUAAGUGCUAAGCUGCUCAGUAGUUCCUCAUCUAACCGGCUGACUGCUUCCUCCUCUUACUUCACCACUAACUGUUUUUUACUGUAUACAUUGCCACCACUUCUCCCUGUAUUAAAAAGCUUCAUAGCACAGAGGCUGCUGUAUUCAGCUUAUUGGCUCUAGCUCCUCUUCAAUGUACGCCAGUGGUAACAUUAAAAUUGAUGGUUGUCAUAGUUUAUGAACAAAUGUAUAUACAGAGAUAAGAUGAAUUGCUGUUCAAAUGUUUUUAUUGUUUCAUUUUGUUUUUCAAAAUACCUUUAAGGACACAUUAUGGGAUAUGAAUGUUUCAAUUGCUUGUAUGCCAAUGUGUCUGCAAUAUGCACAAUAUACACAAACCCUCACACUAAAUUGACAAAUAUAAUUAGGCAUUUUGGUGAUCAAUACAAUACAAUACAAUACAAUACAAUACAAUACAAUACAAUACAAUACAAUACACACGCACACAAAAUAAACAAUCAGCAGUCAUCAAAAAGAGAGCGAG
This is a messenger RNA of Syngnathus acus (greater pipefish), 4533 nucleotides long. Its product is annotated as kinase suppressor of Ras 1-like. Gene Ontology annotation, biological process: protein phosphorylation. Gene Ontology annotation, molecular function: ATP binding; protein kinase activity. The record is from RefSeq and is a predicted model, not a curated record. Lineage: Eukaryota; Metazoa; Chordata; Actinopteri; Syngnathiformes; Syngnathidae. Bases 98 to 2479 code for a protein of 793 amino acids. The transcript has 18 exons.